AUGAGUUCAGAUAUCGACCUGGCCUCGACGUCGAGCAUGCUGCCUCCAACUUCGUCCUCAGAUCAAGCCGGUCCGUUGAGUCUAAUCCAGCCAAAAGCAGUGUCUCGAUUAGGCGCUAUGCAAAGCAGAAAGUCGGUCUUAUACUCUUCAGGCGACUUCCGAAACAGCUCCGUGCCAGAGUUCCGCGAUAUGAAAGCCGACAUGAUGUGCAACUGGUUGUACCAGCAACAAUUGGAACGGAUGUGGUCGACUAAUGGCCUGGAGGAGGGUGUGGUUCUCAAGAAAACGAAAGAUGACUACAAGUGUGCUCCAGCAGACCUUUCGACUCAUCGGGACGGAUUCUUCGAUGCUGUACAGAAGCUCAACGUCAAGGCAAGUCCACUCAUCUGUGCAUUAACUGUCAACACACGCAUCAUCAAGCUCUUUCUGCAAGACGAUAGCCUCAUCCACGUUCCAUUAGAAUCAGGUUUACGCUUGCAGAUCUUGCCCAGUAUCUCACAUCUGCCUCAGUGCCAGAAACAUCACUUUGCUGCCUUUAUCCGGGACUCUCAAAUCCUCAUCGUGUGGGACGACGAUCCGAAUCAUGUUCUUAAACGAGUACAAGGUAUCGAGGGGCAGCUCGUCAGUAUGGUUUGGAAAGAACAAGUGGAUGAUGACGACUCCGUCGCCCCGAUGGGAAGUGCAAUUCCCAGUACUACCAACUUAAAUCCCGACGACAAUUCUUCAAACCUGGAGCAGGUUGUGAUUGCUCCACGCCGGGUGGUAUUGAUUCAAUCCGUGCUCACUGCUAUCACGCUCAUUCUGCUUGUUGUUGCCAUCGGCAGCGGCUGGCGGCAGAUUGCCAUCGAAGUAAGAGUCGACAAGAACUGGAUGCGUCUUGCUUUCCUGCUGGUUGUACCAUUCCAGUGCUGGCUGGCUCUUUUUUUCAUGCAAUCUGUCGCUGGCUGCGUUGCUCAGAUUAUGGGUCCCAUCAGUCAGAUGAAUGCAAACACUAAAUUCUUUUCUGGUCAACCUCCACCCCGUCUUGCACGCUCGGCCGUUCUCCCACACGUUACAAUCCAAUGCCCAGUGUACAAAGAAGGUCUAUAUUCAGUCAUCGACCCGACUGUCAAGUCCAUCAAGGCAGCCAUUUCAACCUACGAGAUGCAGGGCGGCACCGCCAACAUCUUCAUUAACGACGACGGGAUGCAAUUGAUUCCUCCCGACCAAGCCCAGGAGCGCCGCGAGUACUACGACGAGCACAACAUUGGCUGGGUCUCUCGCCCCAAACACAACCCCAGACCAGCAGACGGAGAGAAGAAAUUCAUCCGAGCUGGCAAGUUCAAGAAGGCGUCGAACAUGAAUUAUGCCCUCAACGUAAGCACACGCAUCGAGGACAAGCUAGCCCUAAUCAACCGCGAUGAUCGCUGGGGCGUGGAGAAGGAGCGCGAUGCGUACGAUUCGGCGUUAGCUGAAGUCAUUGCUGAAGACGACGGGUGGACUCAGGCCGAAGGCAACGUCCGCAUCGGCGACUACAUCCUGCUGAUAGACUCGGACACACGUGUCCCAGUCGACUGCUUCUUGGAUGCGGUCAGUGAGAUGGAACAGUCUCCUGCAGUUGCGAUUAUCCAAUUCGCGUCUGGCGUCAUGAACGUCGCGGACACCUGGUUCGAAAAGGGCAUUACUUUCUUCACGAAUCUCGUGUACACUGCGAUCCAGUAUGCAGUGUCGAAUGGGGACGUCGCGCCUUUUGUCGGGCACAACGCUUUUUUGCGCUGGAAGGCCGUGCAAGAUGUCGCGUAUAUCGAGAUAGACAUCAACGACGGCGGCAGUAAAGAAAAGUACUGGUCCGAAGCCACUGUGUCUGAGGACUUCGACAUGGCUCUCCGGCUCCAAACGAACGGCUACAUCCUUCGUCUGGCUGCAUAUGCCGGCCAGGGAUUCAAGGAAGGCGUCUCGCUGACGGUGUACGACGAACUUGCGCGCUGGGAGAAAUACGCCUAUGGGUGCUCCGAGUUGAUCUUUCAUCCAUUCGCACAGUGGUUCGCAAAGGGUCCUCUGACGCCCAUCUUCCGAAACUUCAUCUCCAGUAAUAUGCCUCUGCCAUCCAAAAUAACCAUCAUGGCUUACGUGGGCACAUACUACGCCAUCGGUUCGGCUUGGAUCUUGACUCUGCUCAAUUACUGCAUCGUCGGCUGGUUCAAUGGCUUUCUGGAUCACUACUACAUUGAUAGUUUCAAGAUUUACUUCGCCAUCAUCCUCGUCUUCACGGCCUUGGGAAACCUCGCCCUCGCCAUCAUGAAAUAUCGCAUCGAGGAGAAGACGCUGGGCUCUGCAUUGUAUGAAAACUUCCGCUGGAUCCCAUUGCUAACGGUCUUUUUGGGCGGCAUCUCGUUGCAUGUCUCCCAGGCAAUAUUGAGCCAUUUGUUCAGCGUUGAUAUGAGUUGGGGGGCGACCAGCAAGGAAGCAACGGACACCAGCUUCUUCAAAGAAGUUCCAGUGAUAUUGCGCAAGUUCCGACUGACAUUUGCAUUCUGUGUGGUGCUGAGCCUGGGAAUGAUUAUUGUCGCGGGAAUCGGGCCGCUCGGUGCCUUGGUGCCCUAUGACUGGCAGAUAUCGUUCUUCACGGCGAUUUGGCCUUUGGCAACUGUUGUUGGUGAGUCCUUGUCCGGUGUUGACGUGUUUGAUAAAUUAUGUGCAUGUAUUUCUGACGAAGAUGGUGUUAUAGCUUCGCAUGCUUUACUGCCGCUCGUGCUGAAUCCUGGAUUGAUGCAGUUCACAUUUUAG
This is a messenger RNA of Exophiala spinifera, 2766 nucleotides long. RefSeq lists its product as uncharacterized. The record is from RefSeq and is a predicted model, not a curated record. NCBI's taxonomy places the organism in Eukaryota, Fungi, Ascomycota, Eurotiomycetes, Chaetothyriales, Herpotrichiellaceae. Bases 1 to 2766 code for a protein of 921 amino acids. The transcript has 2 exons.